CUUUUUGUUUCUACUAGCUAGACAUACUCCUAGAUUUCGCCUUUUUGAACUGUGUAUCAGCAGUAUUACUGUCUAUGCUAACGCUCCGUCCACAGUCCUGAGCAGUAAAAAAUGAACUGCUUUUUGACAGUCUCUUAGCAUAAAAGAGUUAUUCAUUUAAAAAUGGAGACAAUAUUUCAUGAAAAGCAAGAAGGAUCCUUAUGUGCUCAACAUUGCUUGAAUGCCCUGUUACAAAAUCAAUAUUUUAGUGCUGUUGACUUGGCACAGAUAGGGCAGCGGUUAGAUGAAACAGAGAGGGAUAGAAUGGCAGAAGGUGGAAUUGGAACCAAUGAGUACCAGAGAUUUAUUGAGGAACCAUCAAGUAACUUUGACGAUAGUGGUUUCUUUUCUGUUCAAGUCAUAACAGAGGCUCUCUCUGUAUGGGGUCUAGAUAUUGUUUUAUUUAACAGCCAGGAUCCUGUUGCAGUGUUAGCCAGGGCAGAUCCUACAAAGAUGUCUGCUUUCAUCUGUAACUAUCAUCAGCACUGGUUUUGUAUUCGAAAGCUGGGGCUUCAGUGGUUUAACUUAAACAGUCUACUUUCUGGUCCAGAAUUGAUAUCAGAUACUUACCUUUCUUUGUUUUUAACUCAACUACAGCAAGAAGGUUAUUCAAUAUUUAUAGUGACAGGGAAUCUCCCAGAUUGCGAAGCAGAUCAGCUAUUACGACUGAUGCCAGCUAUUCAGACUGUCAAGCCAAGUCUGCUGACUGAAAAAGAAACUGAAACUGAUGUAGUUGAAGAUGAUGACAGGGCUCUUAAAGAAGCUCUGAGAGCCAGCAAAGAGUUAAUUGAUAAAGAUGAUGCUGCUUUACAGAGAGCUUUGCAAAUGAGCCUGGAAGGAUAUUCAAAUGAACUUGCUCCAAAGAAAGCUACAUCCUCACUGACUGGUGCAUCAAGCAAAGAAAGUCCUUCCACAAGCAAAGAAACUAUCCCAGUUUCUCAAGAAGAGUUGCGAAAUAAACGCAUUGCUUUCCUAAGUAAACAGCAAGAUAAUUCGGUUCAGGUUGAGCAAGGUGGAGGUCAAGUUAAGCAGGGUGAAGGUCAAGUUAGUGAAACAGAUCUUUCAGAAGAAGAGCUUCUCAAGCAGGCUAUAGCAAUGUCUAUGGAACACAGCUGAUAAUAAAUUUUUGUAUAUAUCUGUAUAUCUGUGAUAAUCAUCAUAGUUGUUAUAUUUUUUGUGCCACGCAUCAAACAAAAUUUGUCCUGAAAAGUGUAUGUAUAUGCUGUUUAAAAGCAUAUACCUUUGUAUUAUUUGUCAAAAUGUAUCACAAAAUAAUGCACGAGUUGGUAGUUGUGAGAAGACUAGAUUUUGAAAAAAGUCCUUUUUAUCAAGCUGAUUGAAAUUUGUGCUUGUGCGGAUGUUGAUUCUUUUAUUAAUAGCGCAACUUAAUGUAAAGUAACUAACAGCUUUUUCAAUGUGUAAUUAAGUAUUUGGGCUAGCACAUUUUUUUACAUAGCUGUUUACUUCCAUACAAAUUUUUUCUAGGCUGAAUGGAUUAGAUGAAUUUUAAAUGUGCUUAUACCUAUUGUGUUCUCUUUUUUUUUAAAUGUAUGGGCAUCGUGACCACACUAACCCUUAAUGUACUGAGGUCAGAGAAACACACUGCUUCAUCAGCCCCAGGGAUAGCCAUAAGAAUUUUCCUUUUUUUUUUGCUCCUUAAGUAUAAUGUUUUUGCAGAGUUUAAAAAACUACUGUUGACACUAAUUGAUGAUUUCAUUUAUAGCACUAUAAUUCAUUUAAUUUAGCUGUGUGCUAAAACAGUUCUCUAUACUUUUUUUUUCAAAGCAGUGUUUUUAAAAUAAGAUUAAUUAAACCCAUUCAGUUAUUUAUAGAAAUAAUAACAAAGCUUUACAAAUAAUUUUUGCAAUAACGUAUUUCUAUUUUAAACAUUUUAUUUUAUACGAGCUGACCUGCGACGUAGCUAUUUAGUUGUUUUAUUUUCUAUUUUUCAGUAAUACAUAAUUUGUGAAUUCGACACUACCAGUGCUGCGACUGAAAUAUUUGCUUUAAAACACUAUCAGUAGCUCGUGAAGGACGACUA
This is a messenger RNA of Physella acuta, 2080 nucleotides long. Its product is annotated as ataxin-3. Gene Ontology annotation, cellular component: nucleus. The record is from RefSeq and is a predicted model, not a curated record. Gene Ontology annotation, molecular function: cysteine-type deubiquitinase activity. Gene Ontology annotation, biological process: protein deubiquitination. NCBI's taxonomy places the organism in Eukaryota, Metazoa, Mollusca, Gastropoda, Physidae.